AUGUCGGGCGAUCGCUCCUGUGCAGAUCCACCAACUGGCGGCCACGCCCUGCGCCACGCCACUGGUCUUCAGAGCCUGCCCAGCCAGCUAAACGGGCAGGAACAGCACUCGAAUCACCGCCACCACCACCGCGACCACCAUCAACACCAAGCCAGGUCCGCUUUCCUCGACAAGGCCGAUUCCCUGCUCCUCGCGCGGUCUCAGGCUCCCACAUUUUCCACGCCGCGCACAGCAGUCAACAGCGGCGCCGAUCCACUCGCUUCGUUUCCACCGCCGGCUCCUCCCAAACCCGCCCACUACAGCGUCCACAACCACCGGAGACCCCCAUUUUCACCACUUCCGCCUCCACAGGAUAAGGAUAAGGACAUCACCAGCCGCUCCACAUCGCCACCGUCCUAUACCUCGAGGCUCGCUUCUUUCGCGCGCACCUUUAGCCCGCCUCUUCCGCCGCGCCCGCUGAAAAAAGCCGUGGGCUCGUCCUCCGCCUUGUCGUCUCAUCGCCAACACAACCGACAUCCCCGAACCGCCAAAAUGGUGUCUUGUGGACGUGUCGUCUGCGUGGCCCUGCCUUUUGUGCUGGCUGUCAUCAGCAUCGCGGCCCUGCUCGUGGCCGCUCUUGCCGGUGUCGCCGACAAGAACCUGUACAUGUUCGAGGUGAACACCACUGCGCUGUCUGUCAGCCCCGCCGAUGCGGUAAACAUUCUGAGUCGUGCGGUGUCGAACGGCGCUGCUCUGGACACCCGUGCUGCCGUCCCCAUUGUUGCCGCCCCCCUUGCUCGUGCUGCCGCGCCCGCGCCAGUCGGCUUCCACGACGCCUCGGUCGCCCGUGCUUCGGUUGGCUUCCACGACCCCAGCCUGCUGACCGACAGCGGCAAAUCCGAUGCCAACAGCGCCACCUCGGGCACGACGGAUGGUGCCAGUGAGAAGGCCACGGCCGGCGGCGUGCCGUCGGGCAACAUCACCGCUGCCGACCUGGCCCUCGGCAACCUGUACGACAUUGGCCUGUGGAACUACUGUGUCAAGGAGCAGAACGGCACGCGCACCUGCUCCAAGCCCGAGUUCAACUGGGCCGAGAAGACGCUCAACAACUCGGAGAACUCCGUCACCAGCCUCAUCAGCUCCACGGGCACCGACCUGAAGAUCCCCAAGGACAUCACCAACGCCAUCAAGGUGUUUGGCACCCUCGCGAAAUGGACCCAGGUCGUCUUUAUCAUCGCCUUUGGCGCUCUGGCACUGGAGAUUAUCUUUGGUCUCUUCACGGCCUGCAGCCGCGGUGUUGCCUGCGUGACCUUCCUCAUCGCCAGCAUCACGGUCGUCGCCGUCGUCGGCGCUGCCGGCCUGGCGACCGCCAUGUCCAUUGUCGUCGUCGCCGCGAUCAAGGCCGAGGCCAACAAGUACGGCGUCGAUGCCUCGGCCAACAGUCGUUUCCUAGUUGCCGUCUGGAUCUCGGCCGCCGCCGCCAUCGCGGCCUCCUUCUUCUGGAUGUUCACGGUCUGCUGCUGCAGCCCCGAGAGCCGUCGCGACCGCUACGGCCCGCGCCACCUGGACGACAAGUCCAUCCCGCCGAGCUCGUCGUACCAGCCGCUCAACGACCCCAGCAACGGUGGCAUGUACAACAAUGCCAACGCCUACGCUCCGCAGUACGGCGCCCCGCGGUACCCGCAGGGUGGUCGCUCGGAUCUGGCCUACGAGCCGUACUCGCACUCGCGCGUGUAA
Messenger RNA from Sporothrix brasiliensis 5110, 1716 nucleotides. RefSeq lists its product as uncharacterized. The record is from RefSeq and is a predicted model, not a curated record. Gene Ontology annotation, biological process: fungal-type cell wall organization. Bases 1 to 1716 code for a protein of 571 amino acids. Lineage: Eukaryota; Fungi; Ascomycota; Sordariomycetes; Ophiostomatales; Ophiostomataceae. The transcript is spliced from 2 exons. Gene Ontology annotation, cellular component: plasma membrane; cell cortex of cell tip.